ACUGCAGGCUCAUUCUGUGAGCCCAUCAACACAGGUCCCAGGCGGCCCCGCUUCCCAGGACUCCGGUGGGAGAGCCCUUGGCCUUUCUGGUUGUGCUCUUGGAGGUGCAGGCGCUGGUGUGAGCUGGAGUUGGCCUGCUCUUCUGGAACCUUCAGAGUCGCUGUGCUGGUUCUUCUUUGGCCACCUGCCCUUCCUCUUUGAUGCAAGCAGGUUCCCUCGCCCAGGACAUCCAGUGCCACCUUGAGGGCUCUUCUGUAUGCCCUGGUCUGCCGUGGCGAGCCAUUACCCUGUGACUCCUUUCCUGCCAAGGAGGCGAUGGUUACAAUUUCAGACCUGGUUAGGGGCCUCACCUCUGUGCUCCUCACUCUCGUCUUCUCUCCCACAGGCAGAAUCUGGACCUCCAGGAAAGAUGCCCCUCUCCUCUUACUGUGGGAUGAGGUCCUGGGUCUGGAUAACACCCGUGCAGGCCACAUCUGGCCCUUCCAGCUACAGAGCACAUACUCUGCAGAGUCCAUGGUGAUGGGACUCUGGAGCUGUGCUGAUCAGGACAGGGUUGCUCCCUUGGUUGUGGUGGGCUCUGUGACUGCUGGUCGUCUGUGACCUGCCUGUAGUGCUAUCCUCCUUCCAGAAUCUGGUAGACAAGCUUGAAUUGACGUCCUAGCUCAGGGUGACGUGGGCGUAUCCUGUGGCUGGGGAGAGGAAAGCAGAGCUGCAUCAGGAGGGAAUUCGCCUUUAGUGGACACAGAAGCAACAGCUCAAUGAGGAAGCCCAUGGACACCUAGUGCACCGCUGCCUUCCACACCAGUGAGAUAGAUACCAGGUUGAGGAGGAGCAAGUGGGUGGGGAAAUCUUCAUGGUGAUGCACACAACAUGGCAAAUUCCUUGUUCCAAACUCCAUCCUGGACCUCACUGUGGGAUCAAGUGUCCACAUGGCCCAAAGGAGAGCCCCUGAAAGAAAGCACCUCAUCGUGGAGAAAUGCUUACCAAUUGGCAGACCCAGGAGUGUCAGAUGGAGAGCGGCAGGGUUAAGUGUCUCUGUUGGAAUUGCCCAUCCUCCUGCCGCAACCUCAAGUCCACAGACCUUACACACCCACAUCUGUCUGUGAUGGGCACUGCUCUACCAACAGAUCCCAGGCCACAGAACUCUCCUGCCCACAACCUCUGUGUCCUAAUGUUAAUCCACAAAGUCUUAGAUAGACAGGAAAUCAAAGCAGCUACUUGUUGGCCUGGUUCAUCACUUGUCCAUCCACAAGUCCAGAGGGCAUGCUUUGAAUCGGAAGUGGUGUCCAAUGUCAUCUGUAGUGUAGCUCUCCUGUUCAUGUUCCUCCAUGCUCUGCCUCUCCACAUAGUUCCUUCCCCUUGUGCUGCUCAGUGGAAUCUCAUCCCUUUCUUCUCUUCACUGUGACCGGGUGUGUGUCGGUGGUCUACUCCUUUCCUGGCUGCUCUUGCCUUGGGGCCAUGGUUUCCUAUCAGCAGUGUGCAUGUCAUGCAUGCAUGCGGGGAGCAAAGCCCACAUCUGUCUGACCCUCAAAAGAGGCCCACUGUGCUUGCCGAGAAGGACCACGGUCUUUGAAGGACCACAACACGGAAGAACCAGGAAGGGCUCAUGUGCCACAGCUGCUCACCAUUCGUGCCAGGGUGCUGGUGGCUCCUGUCAUUACCAGGCACAGUGAGGCAGAACACUGUGGACUCUGAGCUCCUGACACAGCUUCCUAAGGACAAACUGCUCUUCUUGGGGACUCCCAAAAAGUUACCCCACAUCCCUUCUGUGAGUGAGGGCCCACCGAGCUCUCCCUUAGCGACUUCAGUCCUUAUCCAUAGGAGUUCCCAACUGUACAGAAAUAUGGGAGGCAAAUGAUAUUCUCAUCAUUACCUCAAUCCUCCCCUUCCCACUCUCUGCAUCCAUAAACACCCAUCGGUACAUUAAAGCUCCCUAUUCACUGUGCAAAUGUGCAGUGCCCCUUCUGCCGUAUUCCCAUUCAAGACUUUCUGACUUCAAAUCGGAUGUCACAGUGCACAAAGUGGCUAUCUACAUAAAGGAGUCUAGGUCUGUCCAGGCCACACCUGCUCGGUGAUGCAAUACCAAAUGUGUACUGUGGAGGUCUGGGGCCCAAUUUCGGGAUCACCCAUAGUAAUCCUUCCUCUGAGGAAUCUGUGUGAUCCUCUGAUCCAGCCCCCUUGGAGUCCUGGGUCACAGCUGUCUCCUGAGGAAAACAUAGGUGCCUCGGUGACUUGCGGCUGCCUUCUGCUGGACCUUCUUCUCACACGCCCUCCAGCAAGGCUGAACGAGCACCAUUAAGCUCAACUAUGCCCCCAUAUCCAGGCACCACGCUUCAGGCACGAGAGAGCCCACCCCUCACUCGCUGCCCUUAGAAACCACAGAUGCCCUAGUUACACUUACAGAAUGCAAGCUUUCCACCCCAGGCAGGCCUGCAUGCGCCUCUGCUUGCCUCAAGCAUGAUGUCCUCAGCCUCACACACUUCCUGAGUUAGAAAGCAUCCCUGGGAAUACCAAGUAUGUGUUCAAGCCCACAAGCCCAAGGCAUCCAUGCAGCAUCUGUAACCCGGUCAUAAAGAAAAGUGUCUGCAUUCAUAUCAGGCCGCACUCUCCCCAGUGUGUGUAUCCCAUCUGUCACGCCUAUUGCUCCAGGGCAUAGAAAAGUCCUUACAUUUUCUACAGCCUGCUUAAAUAUUGUCAGUAUUGCCUUCUGCCUCCAUCGUUUCAGGCAUCUCCUCCAGUGCACUACCUUCAACAGUUACCUUUCCGAUGAAAACAGCACUAUCUUACCCAGAGGUGAAUGGAGAAGUGUGCAAGAUGGAAUCCUGAAAUCUCCAUCUCAGCACAUGCCUUGGCCCCGUGCCUGAAGGCCUUCUAUCAAGAACUUGCACGCAAUCCCCGUGUUCCAGGUUUAUUCAUAUGUUCUCCAGAUGGGAACUUCCAGAUGGCUUCCCUCCCUGUGGCAGUAAGACAGACAGACGGGGGACAGUCUGAUGAGAGGGUGCAAGAAGGGUACAACGAAUAUUGCUCGCUCACAGGGGCAGAGAUACCCAGAGAGAUCCACAUGAUGUGCUGGCGGGUCAGAGAGAAACCCCAGCUGCUCAUCCUGUAAGGCCCAGCUAGCUGAUGCUUAACCCAACCGUGAGUGGAGUAAAGACUCAGGCCCUGACACAAACUAAUAGCUGUCGAGGGAACAAACUCUGCCCCUUCCUCAGACGUUCAUACCACACUGGUUUUACCUCAGUCUGCCCAGUUUCGAUUAGUGACCUGUUUAGAGGCAGCCCUCUUUUGGAGGCAUGUCUUGUCAGGUCUCCAGUCUCUUCAUCCCUCCAAGGGAAAUGGCAGUCCUCACCCCCCUCCCCGUUUACCUACUCUCUCUCUCUCUCUCUCUCUCUCUCUGUCUCUCUCUCUCAGACAACACAAGCCACAACUAUCUCGGGUAAGGUGCUGUCACACGAACACGGUCAGGAGCCCAUGUGACAAUCAUAGCCAAACAGAGACGAGGCAUCCAUUUACGUGGGUUGGUGAUCUAUGCUUUCAGGGCCUGAAACGAUGAAGCUGGCACCAAAGAGGUGUCACCUGAGGACAAAGAGACAGGGCUGGCUGAGCAGCCAGUCCUUGGGGCUUCGCUUCAAAGAGUAGUAGUGAGAACCUCUCCUGUCCCAUGAAAGAGCAAGCACGCUCCCGAGGCACACUCACAGGCUCAGCUCCCACUCAGUCAGGCUGGCUGCAGGCACCUACCUACGCGCUUUGCAUGUCUGUCUAGUGAUUCCACCUCUCCAGUCUGAGUAUCCUUCGCAAAUGUAUCUGUAACCAGGAAAGAAUGGCUUGUCCCCGUUGUCAUGGCAACCACAGUGUCAUCGGAAAAACGUUCUCUCCUAGUAGCCAGUUCUCUGUGGAAAUCAGGAAGUAGUAAUCCACCCAGGAGGCUGACUGUUCACUUACAUCCCUGUCACCUAGUCGUCCCCACCCCCACCUCUGCCAAUCCCCUGCAGCUGCAUGCAUGAAAGAAAAUAAGCACGCACACACAUACUACAGAAGGUGAUGCUGCCAUUCCAGGGCCCAGGGGGUCUUCGUGCAGGGGCUUUGACCACAGAGGGUCUGAGACAAGGCAAGACAGGAGAUGACGGGCUCCUUUCUGCCUUCUAAUAUAAUAAGAUGACGUGGGGGCCAGAUGUCAGAAGAUCACCCUUACACCUGUCAGAAUUCUGAAGCCAGGCAGAUUGUUUCUCCAGAUGUAAAUAAGUGUUUGGGCAGAAAAUAUGGAGGACCGUAGACCUGCAGGAAUUCAAGUGGCAACACCAUGCCCCCCCCAAAAAAAAAACCCUCUCUAAUCCCAAGCAGGAAGGAGAGAGAGCAAACUUCAAAUUGCAGGAGGCUUUGGAAACCUCAAAACCCACCCACAGUGGCAUAUUUCCUCCCUCAGUGCCACACUCCCAACAAACCCAAACAGUGCCAUCUAUUAGGAAACGAGUAUUCGAAAGCCUCAGGCUGUGGAGGCUAUCUCAUUCAAAUCAACACACACACACACACACACACACACACACACACACACACACACACACACACACAUACACAGAGACACAAACACACAGACACACACACACACAAACACACAGAGACAGAGACAGAGAGACAGAGAGACAGCGACACAGAGAGAGGAAACUGUGUUCCUUUUAGCUGCCUCAAGGCAUGCCUACUACUUCAUGCACCCUUCCCUGCAUCUAGUAGGAUGUUUUCUCAUCCAAUUAGAUGACACCAUUUUGGAAAGUUCGCCUCUUCAGGGUUUUUCUACUUUGCUCACAGCACAUACAUGGGACAUUACAGAACAUGCUUUUUGCCUGACCCAUUUCACUUAUAAUACUCCCGACGUUCAUGGGGCGGGGGGCAGUGCAUUCCUCUCAGGGCUGGGUAAGUAUUGUGUUGUGCUCAUGUGCUAUGCUCUGUGUAUCUCUUUAUUAUGAGAGAGUAAUUUGGGACUUUCCCACUGUGACCAGGGCUGCCACGAGCUUUUGUGUACCUAUAUUUUCUCAAAUGCUUCUAUUCAGGGGACCGGCCCAUACCAAGUGGUGGAAUGACUGUGUGAUGGGCUGAUGUAACUUUACCCAUUUUGAUGAACACAAAGGUACUCCCCUCAGUAGAUACAGCAUUGCAAAUCCCCACAGCAGCAAGGACUUGGGAUUCUUCCUAUGGGUAACAGUGGUUCUUAACUUCCUUCCUAAAUAGUCAAGUAACUAUCUCUCUCUCUCUCUCUCUCUCUCUCUCUCUCUCUCUCUCUGUGUGUGUGUGUGUGUGUGUGUGUGUGUGUGUGUGUGUCUGUGUGUGUCUGUGUGUGCGUGUGCGUGUGUGCGCAUGCACAGGUAGGGUCGAGUUAACUGCUGUCAUUGUUUGUUUCCUGCAUUCCCUAAGGUCAGAUUCACAUGUGCCACCACAGACAUGAGUCAAGCCUGAACCACUACAAGCCCCAAGUUACACUCGCAUGAUUGCUGGAUGGGUGUCCCUUAGGGGCACCUUCAGCUAGUGUCAUGCAUGCUUGCCUGUUUCUCUAGAGAGGCCAGCACUGUUAGUUUCCAGAAGUGAGGACUAACCCUGGAAAAGGAGGGUCUCUGGUGACUGUCAGGAAGCAUGUCUAUAGGUCUAUACUUGUACAUGUUGAAGCAUUGCAAGCAGGGAGCAGAGGUGUUCCUGGCACUCUCAGCCCUCCCUAGGAGUCCUGCCCAGCCCAGCGCAGCCCAGCAAGGCCCCAAGCCAUGUCAACCAAGGACCAGAAAGACAUGGAGAGACGUGCCAAGCGCCCAAGGGUUGAUCAGAAUCUCCCAUCAGAUGACUCCCAGAACCCGGAUGCAAUCACACCCGCAAAGGAUCCAGCAGUUGAUACCAGUGAGAUGGGCAGCUGUUCCUCAGGAUCAGAUGUGCAAGAGGCCAGGAAGCCUGUUCAGAAGAGGAUACAGGAUUUCAAAGGUGGCAUUACCCAGUCCCUUCUGGCGAAGAGGAAGCAGUUUGGAAAGGAUAUAAAUGCCUCUUUCAGAAGCCUGAACGAAAACCUCCAGAGUAUUUUCAAAACCCAGAAGAAGUCACGGCAGGAACUUCACUCCAUCCACUCACAGAUGUUUGAGUCCCUGUAUCAGAAGUGGCUGGACGAGGUGGGGAGAACAAGGGAGCAAGAAGAACACCUCAACCUUACAGCUCAGCAACAGAUGAAGAUUUUACAGAAAGCUAUAGAGGAUCAUGAAACCAAGAUGGAAAACGCUAAAGAUUUAUGCAACACAUUUGUGAAG
This is a messenger RNA of Cricetulus griseus (Chinese hamster), 6275 nucleotides long. The record is from RefSeq and is a predicted model, not a curated record. Lineage: Eukaryota; Metazoa; Chordata; Mammalia; Rodentia; Cricetidae.